This is a messenger RNA of Alosa sapidissima (American shad), 5421 nucleotides long. RefSeq names its product inositol hexakisphosphate kinase 1 (gene ip6k1). NCBI's taxonomy places the organism in Eukaryota, Metazoa, Chordata, Actinopteri, Clupeiformes, Clupeidae. The transcript is spliced from 7 exons. The record is from RefSeq and is a predicted model, not a curated record. Gene Ontology annotation, biological process: inositol phosphate biosynthetic process; phosphatidylinositol phosphate biosynthetic process. Gene Ontology annotation, cellular component: nucleus; cytoplasm. Bases 1556 to 3004 code for a protein of 482 amino acids. Gene Ontology annotation, molecular function: inositol hexakisphosphate kinase activity.
GGUUAGCUAAAGCCUAGAGGAAGGGAGAAGGUCCGAACAGUAAAGUCAGAGCCCGUCACACACACACACACACACACACUCACCCCUCGACUAUUAGACAUUCUCUGGUAAAGUGCUCUUUAGCGCGACAACCGAGUAGGCUACAUCAGGUACCUCAGGGCUGUUGUCUGAUGGACGUGAGUUUGCGACGUCAGUUACGUUAAUAAGCAAGCUAACGUUACGUUAGGCGAUCUCAUCCAAAGUUAACGGUUGUUGGUAAGCGCUACCGACGAUUUUACUAGGUAUUAUAAACAGUUAAUAUGAACUAAGCUAACUUAAUGUUAGCCAAGUAACCUAGAUGCUAAAGUUAACUGUUAACGUUAUAUAUUGGAAGGAUAGUUCUACAUCUCCCAAAACUUUGUUUAUUUAAAAUCUAACGUUAUGGUUAACCGAUUAAUAGAUUUUUACGUCAUAUUGGAUAUUAAGUUAAGUUGCUGAUGCUUAGCUUGUAGCGUUGGAAUAUAUAUGCGUGCGAGCCUGGUCAUUUAUCAGACAACACUAAGUUAACGUUUAUUUACGUUAUACUGUGAUAGCUAACGUCAUUGAGCAAGAGAGCUAGCUAGUUAGCCGAGGUUACUCAUUUUUGCCUGUGUGGGUUACUUCUAGCUAACGUUAAGGUUACUUCUAAAUCAUGGUCGUCCGAAGAACAAACAUUAUCACGAACAAAUGAAGACACCAUAUCAUUUUGUUUUCGUUAUAUGUUAUUGGCGUGUGUGCUAACGUCUGUCUUUGUAUGCACACACAGGUCAACACUAGAUAGUGUAACGUGAACGUCAAGGACUCGAGACAUGAGUUGGCUAACGUUAGCUGGCAAGAAUUAGCCUUGUCCAGGCAUAUCGAAACAGAGUAAGUUGCCUGGCCAACAUGUUAGUAAUACCGAGGUUGACAAUUGAUGAUGUCUGAAAUACUUCUAACGCUACUUGUAAAUACCAUUGUCUAGCGCUUUAACUGUAACAUUUAGCCGUCACUUGUCGAACACGUCGCAUCUAGUGAAUGAUUUAGCUAACCUUACAUAUUUUCUUAGCCUCUGUGGCCUUCGGCUAGCUAGCCUGUGUAACGUUAACGUUAGCGACUGCCAGCCAUCUGCAUCCGGCUCCGUCGCAGCAAGGUUGUUUUUCUCUAUCCGAUUUUUGUGAAACAGUGGAAAGGAUUCAUCGUCCAUACGUUAGUGCACACCUGGAAACCUCUUCAAUUAAUUGUCGAAACGAAGGACAACAGUAGAGAUUACUAGCGUGCCCCGAUGCAGCGAGUGCUUGCACAGAGAAUUCUUCAGUGAGGUGGCCUGCAAGAUCAUCAGGUCAUUUAUCAGAGACGACACUAGAAGACCAGUAGAAAGCAGUUGGCCAGCAGCGCCGCUCGUGGGGGCGGAAUCAACUGGCUGCUGGUGGGUGUGGCCGGCGGGCUGGCUCCACCCCCUCCGGGCGGCAGCCUGCGCUCUCAGCCGCCCCCUCCUCCGCGCUCGCCUGGCCUACGUGCCCGUGCCCAUGCCCCCAGUGCCUCACGGGCCUCUAACGCCAUGUGCGUCCCGCACAGCAUGGAGGUGGGCAAGCACAGUGGAGGCCACAGCCAAGGUCAAACGCCGCAGCAGCAGCAGACUCAGCCACAGCAGCAGGCAGGGGCCGCUAGGCAGCGCUCUGGAGGAGUGCCUCUGGAACCCUUUGUGCACCAAGUGGGUGGCCACACAAGCAUGAUGCGCUAUGAUGACCACACUGUCUGCAAGCCCCUCAUCUCCCGUGAGCAGCGCUUCUAUGAGUCUCUUCCACCUGAGAUGAAGGAAUUCACUCCUGAGUACAAAGGUGUGGUGUUGGUGUGUUUUGAGGGAGAUCUAGAUGGCUACAUUAACCUGGUGGCAUACCCAUAUGUGGAGAGUGAGGGGCUGGAACAGGAAGAGCAGGUUGACCGUGAGCGUGACCAACCCCGCCGCAAGCACUCACGUCGCAGCCUGCACCGCUCCAGCAGUGACCACAAGGAGGAGAGGCCUGUACAUGAGAGUGACAGCAGCGAGAAUUUGCAGGAAUUGAAGAGCCCACGACUUGAACUGCAGAUGCACUCAGAGGUGCCAUUCCAAAUGCUGGAUGGGAACAGCGGCCUUAUCUCAGAGAAGAUUACUCACAACCCUUGGAGUCUACGCUGUCACAAACAACAGCUUAGCCGGAUGCGGUCAGAAUCCAAAGAUAGGAAGCUCUACAAAUUCCUUUUGUUGGAGAAUGUUGUGCAUCACUUCAGCUAUCCUUGCAUCCUUGACCUGAAAAUGGGCACCCGGCAACAUGGAGAUGAUGCAUCAGAAGAGAAGGCAGCACGGCAGAUGAAGAAAUGUGAGCAGAGCACCUCUGCAACGCUGGGGGUGCGGGUCUGUGGUAUGCAGGUGUACCAGAUGGAUACGGGACAUUAUCUGUGCAGAAACAAAUAUUAUGGUCGCGGCUUGUCCAUUGAGGGAUUCAGGCAUGCUCUCUACCAGUUCAUGCACAAUGGUGCACAGUUGAGGCGGGACCUGUUUGAGCCCAUUCUCAGCAAGCUACGUAGUCUGAAGGCAGUGUUGGAGCGGCAGGCCUCAUACCGCUUUUACUCCAGCUCACUACUUAUCAUAUAUGAGGGGAAGGAGGCUGAGGUGUGGACCAAAGCUGAAGCCCUUGCCAAUAAUGAGGACACUAGUCAGGGCCUGUUGCUCCCCCACAAUCCACAGGGCCCCCCACAACCCAUGGAGGCUGCUCCAGGUGCCCAACUACCUAUAGACCUCCUCUCACGGCCACAAGAGCCUCCGGUCCCCUUCCCUCAUCCCCUCUGUGACAACCAAGCCCAUCCACAGCCCCCCAGCGUGGACGUCCGAAUGAUAGACUUUGCCCACAGUACCUUUAAAGGCUUCCGAGAUGACCAGACGGUGCAUGAUGGGCCUGAUCGGGGUUAUGUGUUUGGACUAGAAAGCCUCAUCAAGAUCUUGGAGGCCAUCAGUGAAGAGAGCAAGUAAUUGACAUAAGCAGCCCUCUACACUUGAUUAACUGUGUUUUUUUACCUUUCCUUCUGCAUUUUGUUCGUUGUCUCUGGUCUUCACUCCCUCUGUAUGUCUAACCUCAACUUCAAUUUGACUCUUCACAAAGCCUAUCCUUGAUGUUACCUUAAAGAACUGGACAUUGACCACUAAGAGACAUCUGUGAGAUGUAAAAGCACAUUAAAAAUGGGGAGAAGCCGCUUUGCAUGGAUGCAGCCAAACAGACUCUGGAGAGCUCUUUCGUCUUUUCUUUCCUCAGCCACCACAAGCGAGGAUGAUGCUGAGGGCCAGCAAUCUGGACAAAAAGGCUGCAGUCCCUACUCCCUGAUGGAUAUGAACAGCUUUGGCCCACUAUGUGAAGAGGGCAUGUUGCCACCAUGUGGCCAAGCCGUAGUAUUGUAAAGUAGGUGUGUAUUCACCAAACAGCCACAGCUCAGGGCAAGUUUAGGGUCAGGCCCUGCUGCUACACUGUGGGGUUUGUUAUGCUGGGACAAGUCUGUGUGAUCACACUUUCAGGCAGUUUCAUUAGAUGGCGUGGGGGUCUUAGAAAAAAAAAAGAAAAAAUCAUCCUCCAUAGCAGUAUUACCAAGCAGGGCAAGCCAGUGGAACAGCCCUCAUCCUCCCUGGGAUGAGAAGAGCUGUAUUGUAAAGGGAGUUCUGAGGUUACCAGGUUCCUCUAUACGAAACCAAAAGAAGGUGAACCUAUCCCACCACUUUAUAGACUAAGUGGAAAAAUUACCCCACAGUCUGUUUGGGAAUUACAUAAACAGGUCAUUUAUUUAUUUUAAUUUUGCUUUAUUGUAGCCAUCUUAUCCAAUUCCAUUUUAACGCUGUCAUUGCAUUUGUUGUUGUUUACUUUUCCAGUUUAGCCUGUUCUUCUGGAGACAGCCAUCUCUUUUUCUUUUUAUUGUUUUUGGUUUUAUCAUCCUUUUGUAAUUGUAGUGGACCUGCCUCUACGUGUGUGUGGGGGGCAGUAUGUAUACACACGCCUGAUCCUGCUUCUUAUGGUUGGGCUCCCUUGUGUUACAAAAUACUUUUUUGUCAAAUCCAAAGAGAAAGUACUCCUCAUACCAUACCAUUUGCACUGUAAAACAUUGGAAGGCAUGAUUUAAUUUAUUUUUCUUUCCAUCAAUUUUGUUCUUUUGGGGUUAUUGCUUAGGGACUGUCUAUAAAUUAAUAACACCAAUUUCAGUGUCCUUGUCCUCCAUCAGCACAUGUAGCAAAAUGUACAGAAACACAUUGAGAACUUAACUCCAUCUCCUCCCGUACAGCUUUUCUUUUUUGUUUUGCCUGCGUUCCUUGUCCUCACUAAUUUUGGGAUGUUUCCCCUGUUGUGACACUCAUAGGAUGUCCUCUGUGUUAUUGGAGCCAUUGUACACUGUAUUCAUUGAUCCUGUUGGUAUAUUAAGAAGUGGACUCAUUAAUUUCCUACCCCUUGCACAGAACACUCCAGCAGUAGUUUACAGUGGCCAUAUGUAUUCCUUCAGAGCACUUUGUGAGCGUACCGAUGUUUGUCUGCAGUAAUGGCCUUGAUAUAAAAGCGCACUCAGUUAAAUCUAUGUCCGACUUUCAAGAGACAGUGGCCAGUUCACAGGGUUCUUGCAGUUCACUUGGUCCAUAUAUUACAGUACAGCUGUUGUUCAAGAAGUGCUGUUCAUUUGCACUGAUCAUAGUGGAUCAAUGGAUGGAUCUGGACAGCAGCCGUUGUACCAUAGUCCACAUUAAGCAAAUGUUUCUUUCUGUGCUAGUUAUGACCCUGUCCUUAUUUAUUGAAGAUAUGCUCACGUUUUAACUUGUAUGAAGACACAAAAAUAUUAUGGGGCAGUGAGAUAUUUUUAUCAGUAGGAAGCUGUUAUUCGAAUACAAUUUAGCACUACUAGAUAAUGUUAAAAGUUUAAUGAGACCAGGAGUGGAUGGUUAAGCCAACUGCAAAGGUUAUUUUGGUACCCCCACAGUAAUAAUUGAUUAGGUACUUGGUUGGUUCAGGAUGAAUUUUGUGUUCUUUUUAAAAAAAAAAAAAUGCCUAUGGGCUUUUAGUAGUCAGUUUGUAUGAAAAGAGAGAAAGACAAAAAAAAGUGUUCCUACAGUUGAAGUGAAGAGAUGUGCCAAGCAUAUGAUAAUCCAGCAAUGGGGUUGAAGGGAAAUGAGUCCACAUGUUCAAAUGAUUUAGAUAAAAAGGAAAAGCCCUCAUCUGUGGUAGAUUUGUAUCUUUCCAGAGAAGUUAGAUAUAUUUACAUGUAGAGAAAUGACUAUUACCCCCUCCCCCCCACCCCCCAGAGUUUCCUUUUGUUGUUGCAUGGAUGGAUAUUUUUUUAAGAAAAACCUAUAUAUAUAUAAUAUGACAUCUUUAUGACAACUUUGAAUGUGAUCUAUAAAACAUUUAUUUAAGAAAUGAA